Molecule: messenger RNA, 2680 nt
Organism: Oncorhynchus mykiss (rainbow trout)
Lineage: Eukaryota; Metazoa; Chordata; Actinopteri; Salmoniformes; Salmonidae
Product: neuronal pentraxin-2-like
Source: RefSeq, a predicted model, not a curated record
GGUGGAUUUACUAACUGACCAACAGAACAGAAGCAGGACACACAGGUUCUCAGGUGCUUUCCACAACAGCUCUGGUUCUCCCACACCAUAAAAUAAGAAACUUUCAGAGGUAUCAGACCACAGAGCUAUUGGAAAAUAGCUUUUCUGGGACAUGCUGCUUUUAAUUCAAAAGAGUUAAACUUACUCACAUCAGAAAGGUUGAAGUCUAUUUCUUCAACCUCAAAGCAUACUCAAAGAGUGCUGAAAAUGGGACACAAGUGCAUCGUUAAACCCUCGUCGUUACAAACACUCAUCCUCUCCACCAUCCUCCUCUUCAUCUCCCCUACCUCUGCCAUGCCAGGGCCUGACUAUGGAGGCCACCCGCGAUUCAUCUGCAUUCCCGUCCCUGCCGAUACCGACCCUGCCUGCUUCCCCUCUGGGGGGCCAGUCAUGGGGCCUAGCGGGGCAGGACACCACACGCCUCCUGUAGGGCCCCCGAACAAUAAUGACUGGUGGGGAAUGACAGAGGAGGCUAAAACCAGUAUUUUACACCUGAGAGAGAGCCUGGUGCAGCAAAAAGAGACCAUCCUGGAUAUGAGAGAGACCAUCAGGGAGCUGACCGCCAAGCUCACCCUGUGUGAGGGCUCUGGGCCGGGCAUCGUAGCUCACAACGACCACCAUGAACCUCCAUCUCAUCACGGAGGGGCUGUCAGCCAUCUCCAUGCUUUGGAUGCAGCCGGACGCUACCCUGGGAAUGGGGGGCACCGUUCGGACAGUGGGCAUAACAACAGGGGGAAGGAUAAACACGCAACAUCAGAGGAUAUGAUAUCAUCAAAAUCGCCGGAAGAACUGGGCAGGAUGCUGCAGGCCCUUAAAGAGAGAAUGGAUAACCUGCAGCAGUCAAGGAACACCUCCACCACCUACUCCAGCUCUCUGAAGGAGCUCCUCCAGAGGAAGAUCAGUGCUCUGGAGCAGCAGAUGCACCACACCGCUGCUGCCCUCAGCAGCAGCCCCAAUCACCAUGACGACAGCGAUCACCACGAUGACGGGCACCAUGAAGACCACGACGAUGACGGGCAUCACGACGACAGUCACCAUGACGACCACCCCGAUAAUCACCAUGACGAUGGGCAACACGACAACGAGGCAGACAGCCAUGGUUACCUGCAAAGAACGGGUUAUCACAUACCAGGGCCCAGAGCUGGCCUGCACUCCAACAACAAAUUGGACUCUCUACUGAAUAACCUGCACCACACAGGUACCAACAGCAGGAAGAAGACCAAGAACCCUGAUGCCUUCCAGAUCGGUUUCCCCAUGAGAACCAACUACAUGUACGGGAAGGUGAAGACGACCCUCCUCCACGAGAUCUUUGCCCUCACCCUGUGUCUGUGGAUAAAGGGGGGCGCAGGCCCCGGGCUGGGGACCCCCUUCUCCUACUCUGUACCGGGACAGGCCAACGAACUGGUGCUGAUCGAGUGGGGCAACAACCCCAUGGAGCUGUUGGUGGAUGACAAGGCAGUGACUCUGCCCCUUUCUAUCAGCGAUGGAAAGUGGCACCAUGUGUGUGUGACGUGGUCGACGAGGGACGGUGAGUGGGAGGCGUACCAGGACGGGGUGAAGAGGGGCUCUGGGGAGAACCUGUCCGCAUGGCAUCCCAUCAAACCUGGAGGGGUCUUCAUCCUCGGACAGGAACAGGACACUCUGGGAGGUCGUUUCGAUGCCACGCAGGCGUUUAUGGGGGACAUCUCUGACCUCCAGAUGUGGGCUAAUGUCCUCACGGCCCAUGACAUCUACAGCCUGGCCUCCUGUAACAGCCACCUCAGUGGGGACGUCAUCACCUGGUCCGAGAACCUGGUGGAGCUCCACGGAGGGGUCACCAAGUACCCCUUUGACCCCUGUCACUAAGGGCAACCAACUAUUAUGACAUUACCAAUGGAUCCAUAUCACACACAUACUUAAAAGUACUCCUAUCGAAGAAGGAUUUUUUUCCGAUCCAGAGGGGGUAUGAGAUCAGAGGGGGUAUGAGACCACUUAAUAUUACCACCUGACUAAAACUAUGCCUUCCUUUGAGUCUGAAAGACGGUAGACCCCCAUUCCCAGAAACUGUGUUAUGACUAUUAUGGAAUUAAAUGUUUUGAUAAUGAAAUGGACUAUACUGUAUAUACAGUGCCUUCAGAAAGUAUUCAUACCCCUUGACUUAUUCCAUGUUUUGUUGUGUUACAGCCUGAAUUCUAAAUUUAUUAAAUUAUAACAAAUGUUCAUCCAUCUACACAUAAUACCCCAUAAUGACAAAGUGAAAACAUGUUUUUAGAAAUGUUUGCAAAUGUAUUGAAAAUAAAAUACAGAAAUAACCAUUUACACAAGUAUUUGCACCCCUUAGUUAAUUCUUUGUAGAAGCAACUUUGGCAAUGAUUACAGCUAUGAGUCUUUCUGGGUAAGUCUCUAAGAGCUUUCCAGACCUGGAUUGUGCAAUAUUUUACAAUUCUUCAAGCUCUGUCAAAUUGGUUGUUGAUUAUAGGCAACCAUUUUCAGGUCUUACCAUACAUUUUCAAGUAGAGUUAAGUCAAAACCAUAACUUGACCAGUCAGGAACAUUCACAUCUGGUUGGUAAGCAACUCCAAUGUAGAUUUAGUCUUGUGUUUUAGGUUAUUGUCCUGCUGAAAUGUGAAUUAAUCUCCCAGUGUCUGUUGGAAAGAAGACU